GAAGGGAGAGGCCACUGAGCCAACCUGGCUCUCCCUGGUGUUGCUGUGUUGCAUCAACCUCCCUGGGGAUGAGCUGCAGCUGGCCUGGUUAGGGCUUUCCUGUGCUGGUGAACAGGUCCAGCUGAUGCAUACUCUCUAGGAGCCUGGGGUGCUGAGCAUGCAGGCAGCCCUGCAGAACCAGCCCUGGGCUGCAGGACUGGGACUAAAGUCUUUGCCCAGGAGCUUAUCCACCUGCAGAGGAGCAGUGUCCUGGGAUGCACAACCCAGCUCUGCACUGUGCAGGAAGCCCUUGGAGGUGCUAGCUGCCCAGGGCUGCUGCCCAGUUCCCAAAUCACCAGGACUCUCCCAGCUGCCUUGGCCUUGUAUCCAGCACCUCCUGCAACCUUUGCAAUCACCGGUGCCUCGCAGCUGCAGGAGGAAGCCGCUGCCCAGGUCCGGGAGGAAUCCACGCCUCUGCCUGGCAUCCGUGAGGGACAGUUUGAGCCUGCUCAGCCAGCACCAGACAGACUCCUGCCCUGCGUCAGACCUAGCCGGCCUUGCCUCCAGCACCCCGUUGCCCUGCAGCGUAGGGAAGGAUCGUGCCGGGGGGCCCAUGGAGGGCUGUGUGGUGCUGACCUCUGCCAGCAUGUACCGCAAGCUGCAGGAGACCUGGGACCCCCCUGCUGGAGCGCGGCCAGGCGGCGAGAUGAGUGGCGAGCAGGAUCCCUGGGAUCGGGCCGAGUCGCCAACAGAGCCCGGGCCUGUGCGGGGCCUUUCUGCCUCUCUGGGCUUCUUCCCCAAGAGCGGGCAGCUCCUGAAGUCAGAGUCGGAGGACUCUGGGGUAGAGAUGGCCAGCAACGAACACUCGCCCUCCACCCCGCUCGGCUCUGAGAGCAGCUUCUCCUUGGAUGGCCUUGACGGCUUCCAGCCCUGUGCUGAUGACCCGGCAGGCAGCAACCCCGAGGAGAGCCGCUCCGGGGCAGCAGGCCUGGGGCAGCCGGACACCCUCCAGGAGCGGGACUGCCAGCGCAGCCUGUCGGCCAGUGUGAAGCUGGCUCAGGUGCUGCAGCGGUCCAGGAAGCACCGCAUGGCCGGGCGCUCUGCCCGACAGCUCAGCAGGAGCAAACGGAGCCAGGAGGGUGCAGAGCCGUAUGGCUUGCAGCAGCCCGGCAGCCAGGGUGGCAUUGCAGGGACUGUGGAGGAGCACAGCCAAGCCCCCUCCGGCCACCACAGCCCAGAGGCAGGGAGUCCUGAGCCCUGUGGGGACCGGACGGAGGGGCCCAGGGACCCCGGUCUAACCCUGCCAGGGCAGGGGCUGCGCUACUUGGAGCACGUGUGCCAGAUGCUGGAGAGGAUCGCCCAGCUGCAGAAGGCCAAUCUGCGGCUCCAGCAGCAGCAGGCAGUGAUGGAGAGCCGGCUCCGGAGCCAGGAGCCCAAGCACAUAAUGAGCUUGGUGGAGGGGCCUUGCAGAGCCCCAGAGGAGCAGGCACCGAUGUCAGACCCAGCGCCAGGGAGCGGGCUGGAGCUGGAGAUGCAGGAGGAGGACAUGUCCCUGGCACCCUGGAGGCCCCAUCCCUUCCGGGCACGUUCAUCUUCAGACACGGGGACACUGUGGGACCUGAGCAGGAGUGCAGAGAACGACCCUGCUCCCUUCAGGAAGGCAGCUGGGCACUCCUGCAGCUCGCCCAGCCUGCUGGAUCAGUCGGACAGAGGGGCCUGCACCCUCCCCCCGGGCAUGAGGCCCCAGAGCAACCUGUCGCAGUGGGGAAAAGUCAAAGUCCUGAUCACCAGGAUCGCUCGGAAAUCACCACGAGGCAGUGAGGAGGCAGUGGGGGGCCGACGCUGCAGAGCGGAGGCCACGCUGGAGAAACACGUCCCCCACCCCGCAAGGACCUUCCUGCCGGGCCUGAGUGUGAAGAAGCACCGAGCGAAGACCCUGUCUGUGCGCUGAGCAUCCUAGAGCCUGCAGUGCCUCUGGGCUUGGUGCUGGAGUGCCAGAGGCUAAGCCUGCCCUGUUGCAAGCAGCGGGAGCUGUGUGUACUCCUUGAAGUGUCCUAGUCUCCCCGCUAAUCCUGGAUGGGAUUCCUCAGGCUCUGCCUUGCCGGCUCUGGGGUGGGAAAGGACUGGGGGUUGGGUUCAAGGCACUCUGCCUUGCCUAAAUUCUGGGCUCGUGGCAAAGGGCAGAGCUGGGCCUGCUCCUACCCCCACUAUGGCUCUUCCCCUACUCCUCCGCACGCACCACACUGGAGGCAGGUCCUUGGGAAGCUGGCUCGGCCCCUCCUGCCCACUCCCCCUGCACCUCCCUGGCGUGGUUCUGCUGCCAGCAGGUUGCUUUGAAAUCUUGCUGCUCCCAGUUUGCAGCCUGCUGCUGCAGGUCGCGUUUGUGCCCCAGGCACUGUGGGCAGGCCGACGGCUGUCUCAGCUAUGGGGCAUCUCACUGUGGACUAAGGUGGAGCACAGACUGCUUGGGGGCCUUCGAGGAACAAUGCGC
Messenger RNA from Alligator sinensis (Chinese alligator), 2470 nucleotides. RefSeq names its product chromosome unknown C8orf58 homolog (gene CUNH8orf58). NCBI's taxonomy places the organism in Eukaryota, Metazoa, Chordata, Crocodylia, Alligatoridae. The record is from RefSeq and is a predicted model, not a curated record. The coding region runs from base 158 to 1930 and encodes 590 amino acids. The transcript is spliced from 7 exons.